Messenger RNA from Equus quagga, 1460 nucleotides. It is a transcript of the gene CNN1, whose product is annotated as calponin 1. Lineage: Eukaryota; Metazoa; Chordata; Mammalia; Perissodactyla; Equidae. Bases 88 to 981 code for a protein of 297 amino acids. Gene Ontology annotation, molecular function: actin binding. The record is from RefSeq and is a predicted model, not a curated record. The transcript is spliced from 7 exons. Gene Ontology annotation, biological process: actomyosin structure organization.
UGUGAGGAGGGAAGAGGGUGCAGACGGAGCCCCAGCCGCUGCCUAGGUCCUCAGCGCCCCCGCCACCGCUGCCCACCACAGGCCGGCAUGUCCUCUGCCCACUUCAACCGAGGUCCCGCCUACGGGCUGUCCGCGGAGGUCAAGAACAAGCUGGCCCAGAAGUAUGACCAUCAGCGGGAGCAGGAGCUUCGAGAGUGGAUCGAGGGGGUGACAGGACGCCGCAUCGGCAACAACUUCAUGGACGGCCUCAAAGAUGGCAUCAUUCUUUGCGAGUUCAUCAAUAAACUGCAGCCGGGCUCCGUGAAGAAGGUCAACGAGUCGACCCAGAAUUGGCACCAGCUGGAGAACAUCGGCAACUUUAUCAAGGCCAUCACCAAGUACGGGGUGAAGCCCCACGACAUCUUCGAGGCCAAUGACCUGUUCGAGAACACCAACCACACCCAGGUGCAGUCUACGCUCCUGGCCCUGGCCAGCAUGGCCAAGACGAAAGGGAACAAGGUGAACGUGGGCGUCAAGUAUGCCGAGAAGCAGGAGCGGAAAUUUGAGCCCGAGAAGCUCAGAGAAGGGCGGAACAUCAUCGGGCUGCAGAUGGGCACCAACAAGUUUGCCAGCCAGCAGGGCAUGACAGCCUACGGCACCCGGCGCCACCUCUAUGACCCCAAGCUGGGGACUGACCAGCCCCUGGACCAGGCCACCAUCAGCCUGCAGAUGGGCACCAACAAGGGAGCCAGCCAGGCGGGCAUGACCGCGCCGGGGACCAAGCGGCAGAUCUUCGAGCCGGGGCUGGGCAUGGAGCACUGUGACACGCUCAACGUCAGCCUGCAGAUGGGCAGCAACAAGGGGGCCUCACAGCGGGGCAUGACGGUGUACGGGCUGCCACGCCAGGUCUACGACCCCAAGUACUGCCUGACGCCCGAGUACCCGGAGCUGGGCGAGCCGGCUCACAACCACCACCUGCACAACUACUAUAACUCUGCCUAGGGCCCUGGCUGAGCCCUCCCCCAGGAGGCUGGCUGCUGCUCGGGGCUGGGCCCGGCCCGGCCCCGCCACCCCCUCCCCCUGCAUGGCGUCCUCCAGGGGUAGUGUUUGGGGGGAGCAGCCUGGGGGCCUGUGUGCGGAAAGGGGGCCCCCUCCCUGGAGCGCCGCGGGGCCCACCAUCGAGCCGGGUGUCCCCAACAGCACUCAAAGGACGCACUGAGCAAAGCUACUCCGGCUGUCCCCCCACGCCCCCACAGGUGGGUCCCCCAGGACGAGAAGCCCCCCAGCGAAGCCCCCAGCGCCCAGGCUCGGCCUGCCCCCACCCCAUUCCCGCCGUGGGAGCAAACUGCAUGCCCAGAGACCCAGCGGCCACACGCGGUUUGGUUUCAGCGACUGGCGUACGUGGAUGUGACAGCGGCGUUUGUGACGCGAGCACUUUCUUUUUCUAUUUCACUGGAGCACAAUAAACAGCUGUAAAAUCA